Messenger RNA from Polychytrium aggregatum, 918 nucleotides. RefSeq names its product velvet factor. NCBI's taxonomy places the organism in Eukaryota, Fungi, Chytridiomycota, Chytridiomycetes, Polychytriales. The record is from RefSeq and is a predicted model, not a curated record. The transcript is spliced from 5 exons. The coding region runs from base 1 to 918 and encodes 305 amino acids.
AUGGAAAUUUCAAAUACGCACCCUGUCGAUGAGCCCACUGAAGGGUUUUUCCUCAUCAUCCUCGAGCACCCAGGCAGAGUGCGAUCCUCGGGCUACACGAGCAUUAGCACCGCCCGCUCCAUAGAUCCCAUCCCGAUCAUCCAGCUGGCUUACCGAGACGAGAAUGGCAAUGUCAUCACAGAGUAUCCGGCGUUCGCGGAGAGUGUCUCCUUUGUCGUCUCUGCCACACUUGCAUCCAAGGAUGGCUCCAAGGACAUUCUCAGCAUCAACUCGAUCUAUCGCUACAGCGAUACGUUGGAUUCCCCAACCACCUCGACAUCGUCUAAGCCUUCAAACACUGCCCUGCAAUAUCCCGAAGCGAGCCGUGUUUCGGGUGACAUAGAGAGCCAACCCGACCCAAGCAGCAGCGAUGGAUCGUCACCGGCCCAGCGACGGCCACCAGCCGUUCCGGGCUCAUCCGGAACCUCAAGCUUCACCGACCCUGUCCGCGCGCCUUCCUUCCCCAGCAUGCUCGAUACCAAUCCGGCCGCCGUUCCAGUUGCAUCCCAAGACCACCAUCCUCUGUUUGGCAACACUGUCUCUCCGAGCUACUCCGCCAAGGACCUCGUCGGCCGGCAGGGUAUCUUUUUCGUGUUUGGUAACCUGUGCGUUCGGCUUGAAGGAAUCUUCCGCUUGAAGUUCAAGCUGGUGCACCUGAUGCUUGGCCUGAACCCGCCGCUGCCUCGAACGUUGACGACUGUGAUUUCAAAUCAGUUCGAGUCGCAUAGCUGGAGGACGUUCCCCGGAAUGGGCAAGAUAUCCGAUCUGGCUCGAAAUUUUGUUGAUCAAGGCGUCGUCAAGAUCAUCCGCAAGGCACAGCCGGCCAAGCGGGCUCGAUCCUUGGACGAGGGCGACUCAGCAAGGGAGCGCACCCGAUAG